Baudoinia panamericana UAMH 10762 is the source of this 1269-nucleotide messenger RNA. RefSeq lists its product as uncharacterized. Lineage: Eukaryota; Fungi; Ascomycota; Dothideomycetes; Mycosphaerellales; Teratosphaeriaceae. The transcript has a single exon. The coding region runs from base 100 to 885 and encodes 261 amino acids. Gene Ontology annotation, cellular component: EARP complex; membrane; GARP complex. The record is from RefSeq and is a predicted model, not a curated record. Gene Ontology annotation, biological process: Golgi organization; lysosomal transport; endocytic recycling.
GCUCGGGGCUCCUUCCUCCACUCAUAACUGUCUCUCUUGUGAACCUUCAUCGCUCAAACAAAACUGAACAGUAGGCCCGGUGCGGCGACGAAGGCUGGGAUGUCGACUAUCGCCUCUCCGCGCCCAUCCAUCAGCGCGUCGUCCCGCCGCACGUCGACCUCUACCGACGCGGACACCCGCUCUUCCUCUACUUCACGCCUUCCAGCAUCAGCGAACAACAACCUGCGCCGUAAUCGCGCGGCGCUCCGCGACUACUACGGCUUGAAGAAUGCUGCCCCCGCAGAUGCUCGCGACACGCCUUCUCCUGUAAUCCAUGAAGUCCCACCGGAGAGUGAGCUCGACAAGCCAGGCUUUGACGCGGACGCCUACGUCCAGUCUCUGCUUAGCAGAGAAGGGUUGGAAGGCGUACUCAAAGUGGAGGCGGGUCUAGUGGGCGAGAUCAGAAGUUUGGAUGGUGAGAAGAAGGCGCUGGUAUACGAUAACUACAGCAAGCUGAUCACGGCAACGGACACAAUUCGCCGCAUGCGUGAAAAGAUGGACCCGCUGACGCAGACAAGCACGCUGGUUAACGACAUAGGUCGCAUUGCGGGCACAGCGGCACAACUAUCGGCGGACUUGCGGAGGAGUCAUGGUGGUCGAGAGGGAGAUCAGAACGACGAUGUCGCUCGCGCUCCGAAGAAGAAGCUCCACCAGCAACAGACGGUACGAUGGGUGGUGGGAGCACCUCAACGGUUAGAACAGCUUGUGUUAGAUGGCCAUCGGAACGAGGCCGAACGGCAGUGGAAAGAGGUUUCUGAGCUGCUUGACAAGUGGCAAGGCAUAUCAGGCGUGUACGAAGUUCGCCAGGCUUGUCGCUCCGCCAUUGAUCACAUUGCUGGAACUUGAGCAUAAUCUUCGAUUGACCAGAUGUUUGUGAACAUCUCGUUCGCACCAAUACACAGCCCUUGUCGUGAGAUGACGAAUGCACUUACCAGGUCUGAGCUCGCCACCCCACCAAACCAGGCUUGAGGAAGGCACGACUACCCUCCGUAGCCCGGACCGGUGGUCCCAAAGCACGACCAUGACGCGAGCAGGACAGUGGCUCCACACUUCAACCUGCACUUCUCUGCACUCGUCCACUUCCACAGUCUCGUGACUUCAAGCGAGUGUUUUGGCAAGCGACGAGAUGGCUGCGUUUGGCGAUUGGCAAGAGGUCUUGCGCAAAACUGACAUCGAUACUGCGCGCCUCAUUAUUGAUCUCCAGCUACAGGAGCUUGAUGCACGUCCCGC